AACGACAGACGCACAGUCGCUGGGCCUGUCUUUUCCGAGGCGUACGGAAGAACGGUGUCGCUCCUCCUAUGACGCGAAAACAACUACGACUUUAAGGAUCGGGAGACGCGAAGGACUGAAGGACGCAGUCUCUGGCCCUGUAUUUUGGGAAUUGGACGGAUUGACAGGAAUGGAAACUGGAAGUGGAAAUCAAGAAAAAGCACUGGAAGAGGAAAGCACUGAAAAGAAAAAAGAAGUAGAAAAAAAGAAAAGGUCUCGGGUAAAACAGGUGCUUGCAGAUAUUGCAAAGCAGGUGGACUUCUGGUUUGGAGAUGCAAAUCUUCACAAGGAUAGAUUUCUUCGAGAGCAGAUAGAAAAAUCUAGAGAUGGAUAUGUUGAUAUAUCACUUCUCGUGUCAUUCAACAAAAUGAAAAAAUUGACCACUGAUGGAAAGUUAAUAGCCAGAGCACUGAAAAAUUCAGCUGUUGUAGAGGUAAGAAUUGUUACAACUUAUUAUGUCACAUUAUAUUGUAUUAGUGUAUUAACCUUAUUUACUGUUUUAAAGCUGGAUUUAGAAGGCACCCGAAUCAGGAGAAAAAAGCCUCUGGGUGAAAGACCAAAGGAUGAGGAUGAGCGGACUGUGUAUGUGGAAUUACUUCCCAAAAAUGUUAAUCACAGCUGGAUUGAAAGGGUAUUUGGGAAAUGUGGCAAUGUUGUUUAUAUAAGUAUACCACAUUAUAAGUCUACUGGAGAUCCAAAGGGAUUUGCCUUUGUGGAAUUUGAGACAAAAGAACAAGCAGCAAAAGCUAUUGAGUUUCUUAAUAACCCACCGGAGGAAGCACCAAGAAAACCUGGUGUAUUUCCCAAGACAGUGAAAAACAAGCCCAUUCCUGCCCUUAGAGUAGCUGAAGAAAAGAAAAAGAAAAAGAAGAAGAAAGGCCGAAUGAAGAAAGAAGACAGUAUCCAGACCAAAGAGUCAAAUAUGGACCCAAGCAAGGAAAGCAUCUGUAAAAAAAGGUCGAGGACCACAUCUGAGGGCUCUGAAGUAGAGGUUACUGAAGCCCAAAAGCCACCCACAAAGAAGAAGAAAAAACGAGAAAGAACUGAAGUAUCCAGCUUACCUUUAGGCAAAACAGGGAAGAGAAAGAGAAGUAGCUCUGAAGAUGCAGAUUACCUAACUCCCAAAUCAAAACUUAAAAAAGUGGCUCAGAAAGACAUUAAAAAAGCUUCAGAAGUUUGUAAAGAAAACAAAGAAUUAGAAGUCUCUACUGAAGAGGAAAAAGACACUGGAGAUAUAAAAGAUGGAUCCCUCUUGAAAGCAAAAAGAAAGCAUAAGAAAAAACAUAAAGAGAGGCAUAAAAUGGGAGAAGAGGUUAUACCAUUACGAGUACUAUCAAAGACCCAAUGGCUGGAUUUGAAAAAAGAGUAUUUAGCACUGCAAAAAGCUAGCAUGGCUUCUUUAAAAAAAACAAUAUCCCAAAUAAAAUUAGAGUCAGAAAUGGAAACAAACCAUGGAGUACCUACUAAGUCCGAAAUGAAAAAUGAAAAAACAGACAGUGAAGAGGGUGGUCCCCAGGAGAAGGUUAAUGCAGCAGGACCACAGUUUGUGAGUGGUGUGAUUGUGAAGAUCAUUAGCGCUGAGCCUUUACCUGGCAGGAAACAAGUCAGGGAUACUUUGGCAGUAAUCUCAGAAGUUGUUUAUGUUGAUUUGCUGGAAGGAGAUACAGAAUGCCAUGCUAGAUUUAAAACUCCUGACGAUGCUCAAGCGGUAAUAAAUGCAUAUACGGAAAUUAAAAAGAAACACUGCUGGAAACUAGAGAUUCUUUCUGGUGACCAUGAACAGAGGUAUUGGCAGAAGAUUUUGGUAGAUAGGCAGGCCAAACUUAAUCAGCCUCGUGAAAAGAAAAGAGGCACUGAGAAGUUAAUCACCAAAGCCGAAAAGAUCAGACUCGAAAAGACUCAACAAGCAAGUAAACACAUUAGAUUUUCUGAAUAUGAUUGAAAAAAACAUUUUGGUUCACCUCUUAAGAUUUCACUGGAUGCUAGAGCUAUUCUUAGGGAAUUCUUUUUUUUUUUUUUUUUACGAUAGUAAUGUGUAAUGAAUGUUUUUCUAAAACCUACAUUUAAUUAAAAGAAAUAGUUUUGUUCCUUAAUUUGUAAACAAGAUGUUUGUCCAGAGACAAUUACACUGUAUACCACAGUUUUUUCAUUAAACAUUGUAUUUGUUGAAAUUAUCAGAUAUAAAUUAACCUCAAAGUGAUUUAGAAAAUAAAUGUGUUUUGAACAUUA
Messenger RNA from Orcinus orca (killer whale), 2268 nucleotides. RefSeq names its product La ribonucleoprotein 7, transcriptional regulator (gene LARP7). The record is from RefSeq and is a predicted model, not a curated record. Gene Ontology annotation, biological process: RNA processing. Gene Ontology annotation, cellular component: nucleus. NCBI's taxonomy places the organism in Eukaryota, Metazoa, Chordata, Mammalia, Artiodactyla, Delphinidae. Gene Ontology annotation, molecular function: mRNA binding. The transcript has 12 exons. Bases 170 to 1981 code for a protein of 603 amino acids.